CCUCUCCCCAAACAAACCCAGCACUCCAUUCCCAUUCCUCUGUUGGAUUUUUCCUGUUGAUUUGCAAAAUAAAUAUGGAAAAGUAGAGUAUUAGAAAAUGAGACCAUUUAGAUUUUAGUCAAAUCUAAAAUUAUGUGUAUGGGUUUGUUUUAUGUAUGUUGAUGUUUAUCUCUGAAAAUUGAUAGUAUUAGAGCAUCAAACCACAACUCAUGUCUGAAUUUCUCUUUGUUAGGGCAUGGCAGAGCAGGGGACUCAGUUACCACAAACCUUCAGGGCCCUCAAAGGAAGGCCAAUGGAGCAUCCUCUAGCUGUGCGGGGUGUCAAGAAAUAUUAUAAUGCCAGCACCUUGAAGAAGAAAAAUCUCAGAUUUCCUCCUACUGGUGAGACCUCAGACAGUGGUAAAAGACUGAAUCCCAUGGAAAAUUGUGAAGCACUGAUAGAUAAAAAGAUCAUUUCUGGAAAAAUAAAAGAGAAGGAUUGCUUCCCUUCUGGAACACCCGCACUGAACACCAAGGGGUCAGAACCAUCAGCAGUAGUAACAGAGGAAGAUGAUGGUGAUGAUGGAGAGGUGCAGCCUGUCAUUGCCCCACGACCAGAUCAUACAAAACCAGAUUGUCGACAGUGGUGCCAAGUCUUCAGACAAACAGAAGAAGAAUACAAAUUUGACUGA
This is a messenger RNA of Ictidomys tridecemlineatus (thirteen-lined ground squirrel), 670 nucleotides long. The record is from RefSeq and is a predicted model, not a curated record. Lineage: Eukaryota; Metazoa; Chordata; Mammalia; Rodentia; Sciuridae.